Syngnathus acus (greater pipefish) is the source of this 7972-nucleotide messenger RNA. Its product is annotated as lysine-specific demethylase 6B-like. NCBI's taxonomy places the organism in Eukaryota, Metazoa, Chordata, Actinopteri, Syngnathiformes, Syngnathidae. Gene Ontology annotation, molecular function: RNA polymerase II cis-regulatory region sequence-specific DNA binding; chromatin DNA binding; histone H3K27me2/H3K27me3 demethylase activity. Gene Ontology annotation, biological process: regulation of gene expression; heart development. Gene Ontology annotation, cellular component: MLL3/4 complex. The record is from RefSeq and is a predicted model, not a curated record.
GAGGAGGAGGAGGAAAGGGAGGGAAAGGGCCCUUCAACGGGGACACAAGAAAAAGGGAGCCUCUGCGUGUCACUGGAAAAUAAAACUGCGCAAUUUCUUUUGACCGAGUGCCUGCGUGGACCUUCCUCCGUGGAAAUGUUCCGGAGCGGAUUCUAUCGUCAGCCCAGAUCGCAUUUGAUUCUAUUUGAACGGCCGAUUUUCCCAGCAGAUGGUUCCACAAUCGCAUCAAGAGGAGGAGAAGCGAGCUGUGGAUCAUGCCUUGCCCAUGGGCCGACACCUUCCCUGCCUGCGCAUGUUUGCAUCAAAACGCGUCAUGGAUGUGCACAUCGCCACUUGUUCUGCGUCAUCCGCGGCCGGGAGAGGAGAUGCGCAAUCUCCAUUAAAACUACCAGGCCGUGGAAAAGGAAGAGCGUUUGAAUGUUCUUCCUCCGGAAUGGAUGCAGUUGGUGUCUCCACCCCUCUGCGCGCCGAUUCUGCUGCACUUUGGAAUCAGCGCCACCGGAGGGCGCCACAGCACUGCGGGGAACUGGAUUUUGCUGCUCCUGUCUCGAAUCAUCUGACGACAUUGGAGGCGGAAAGCGUGAUGUCGGCCCGGUGAAAUCGAGCGAGCGACCGACUCCAACCCCCAUGCUCACGUGCGUCUAGGAGGCACCCGAGAGAUGACCGGCGGCCGAAGCUGAGGCGCGACACGAUUGUCAGUCGGGAACCUGCUGCUACUCUGGAGCUGAAAACAGAGAAACAGGACAGUCGAGCGAUUUCAAGCACUGGAGUGAGGCCCUCUCUGUGCUGCAGUGGAGGGCUUCACGGACACAGCUAGUCUGGCUGAAUGCAUCACGCAGUGGAGCAGUUUGGCGGGCGUGGCACACGGGAUUCCUUCUCUCUGGAUGGACUCAACCGGGGACCUUGGGCUCCCGUGGGCGGCCGCGCAUGGCAGCCACCUGGCAGGUGUUUGCCGGGAAUGAGCCAACACCAGCUCCUUCCUCAUCUACCUCCUGGUCCAAUUCAUGGACUCAGCCAAGCCAAUAAAUUCUUCAACAAUGGGCCCUUGCGAGGCGGGGAGAAGCUGGAUCCCCCCCAGCCAAUGUUGCCGGGUCUGCCGAGGGAGCAGCUGAGGCCGCUUCCUCAUCAUCCUCUUCAUCAUCUUCAUCCUCCCCCUCCUCACCGGGCAUGGGAGCAACUCGGCCAGCUGUACGAAUCCCACCACCCUCCCCAAGGACAUCCAGGCGCGACUCUCCCCGAGCACUCGCUCCGCCUCCACAAUGGCGGCUACACUGGCAGUGGCGGCCCGCCCCCUACCCCGCAUCCCCCUGCCAAUAGGCCGAACCAACCGCUAAAGUUUGGGGGUCUUCAGGAGCACCAUGCCCCGCGGGGGCCGCCACUGCCGGGAGACGACAUGUGGGCUCAGGUGCAUCAGCAGCAGAGGGGGCACGCUGGCAAGAUGCCUGCCAGUCAGCUAAAGCGACCGCGCCCUCCGCUCGGCGAACACUCUGUCAUCCAGCACACUGCCGCGUCGUCGUCCGUGCACCCGCCCAACCGCUCGUCCAGCGAAGACUGGCCCAGCCCCAGCAAGAGGAAGAAAAGUUCCGAUCAGGUUUUGCAUCCUGGCCAGCAGCGCUUCCCUGGACCGGGCCAGGCUUUGCUAUCUCAGCCCCAUCACCCCAAACCGGCCUUCUGGAACCCACUUCAAAAGGACAACAGUACUUGGCAGCCUCCGAGCUGCGAUCGCAAGGCAUCUUUGGAGUUCCAAGGCCGAAUUGAGGCCCACAAACAAGCACUAAGCGGCUACCCCCAAAAGACGCCCCCGGCCACCUCCCCUCCUUCCACCGUGUCACCUCCCGUCAAUUCGCCGCCGAGCUACAACCCGGCUUGUGUGCCUCCUCUUCCUCGAGACUGCUUUCAACCUCAGGCUGUCAACCAGCAGUCCCCCCACUCCUCCUAUCGCAGCCCUUCUUCCAAACCGGCUCCCCUCUGUCACACCACGGAGGCCCACGGCCACAGAGGCCAUCUCACUGGGGCGCCGGCCGCCAGCAGAGGGGACAGGGAUCAACAUCGGCACGCUCAGCCUUCACCAGCAAAACCCCCAGCCGGCGGCGGCGGUGUGCCUUACAGCCACUUUCAGCCUCACCCAGUUCUGGGGCAACGUGUGCCUCCACCACCUCCCACCAGCACCACCUCAGUACCUCAGCAGAGUGGGCUCUAUGAUGUGUGGAGGUACCAGAGUAGGUCCAGCAGCCACCCCGUGGACGCCGGCAUCCCCAGACCUCCAGGACCGAUACCUCAUCACCAGCAGAGCCACAAUCAGGGUCCAGACAGUCAGCAUCAACCUCACGUCGGCCCGCCCCCUGUCAGCUCGACCCGCACCCCUGUCAUCACCGCCAAUCGCUCCUCCUGCCGCGUCGGUGGCUAUGGUAACAGCAGCGUCUCAGACGGCGGUUGCCAGGUGAACGGCGCCAGCAGGAACUGGCAGAGGAGUAACGAGCCGGCGCCCCAAAGCUCCAUCGGAGGUCCCCGUGGAUGUCUCCCCGGCCCUCAGUUGAGUGCCAGCCAGUUUCACCACGAGGUACGAGGAAGACUUCAAGAAAAUGGACCCUCCAGUGGGAAGACCUCCUUCUACCCUCAGGCGACGCACGUUCCGACGUGUUCCACGUCGUCGUCUUUGUUCUCCUCAGGGCUCCCCAGGACGGGGGACAGCGUCAUUACGAGCAGAGCCUCCAAGGCUGUUCCCAUUUCUCCUCCCGUGUAUUUCCCAUCUUCCGGCCACCGGCAGGCGUCCUCCCAGGCGUACUGCCAGCGGCAGAACCAUCCGGUUCCCGCUUCGAACCCCCAGUCCAUCGUGGAGGCGCUGGACAAACUGGACGCGGAGCUCGAGGGCCACAUGCAAGCUGAAGAGAGGAGGAGGAAGGAGAGAGAAGACGGAGAGCGGCGCAAGAGAGACUUGGAGAUGAAGCAAAAGCAGCAGGAGGAGGAGAAAAAGAGGGAGGAGGAGAGGAAGAAGAGAGAGCUGGAGAAACGCAAGGAGGAGGAGUAUCGGCGGAGGAGGGAGUGGGAGCUGCAGGAGCAAGAGAGGAAGAGGAGGGAAGUGGAGAGGCUGCAGGAGGAGGAGAGGAAGAAGAGGGAAUGGGAGAAGCAAGAGCGCGAGCGCAAGAGGAGAGAGGGGGAGAGGCGGGCGGAGGAGAAGAAGAGGCGAGAAGAGGAGGAGGAGCGCCAGAGGAUGGCCACGAGAAAGGAAGGAGGCGGAGGAGGAAAAAGAGGAGGGAGAGAGGAGGAAGCCAUGGUGAAAAAGCCUCAAGAGCAGACGGCCAUGGAGAGUCUAGAGAGGCUUCUGUGUGGCGACGCCUCGUCCGCUCCCCCGGCCCCCGCCCCGUCGCAGACCUCGCCCCCCUACCCGUGGCUGAGCCGCGGCGGCGGCGGCUCCUCCGGCCAGCCGACCGUCAGCGGCGCUCCGCUGGAAAGGCUGCGACCGCCUCCGCUCACGCCGCAGACGGACUACGCCCGCGAGAAGCAGAGGCAGCGCGAGAUGUGGGCCAGCCCCCCUCCCACCACCAUACACAACCGUACCUCAGGGAUCAGCCAGCAGCAGCCGCUCCACUCUGGCAAGCCCCCCGCCACCCAGGCCAACGAGCCAGCCGGCUCUCUGCCCGCGCUCCGAGAGCCCCCCAAACUCUAUCAGGCGUUUCCUAGGGAGAAGCGCUCGGACAGUUCUCCGUUCGAGGAAGAGCCGUCGGAGUUGUCCACGCUGCUCCCCGACGGCCUGGCCAACAUCAUGGCCAUGCUGGACGAAUCCAUCAAAAAGGAGGAGGAGAUGUACACCGAGGGUCUCCUGGGUACGUUUGCGCCGAGCGCCCCCCGCCCCGUCAAGGCUUACCUCUGCGCUCCUGACCUCCUCCCGGCGCUCAAGCGUCAGCCAAAUCAGGAAGACUUUGGGGCUGACCCCCACGCCAGCCCGCCCGUGCUCAGCCGCCAAGGCUCACUGGCUUCCCCGUGCAGCCGGACGUCUUCUCUCAACGAGGAACUGGAGGAGGAGGAGGAGGAGGAGGAGGAUUACCUGAAAACAUCUCUGCAAAGCACACUGGGAGUCAGGAACAGCACCUACCGCCACAGCGACCUGGCCAAACUUUACGGUCUUCCCGAGCAGGAGAAAAGCGAGGCGGAUGACGAUGAAGACGAGGAGGAGGAGGAAGAGGAUGGCCCCCGUUGCUCCCCGCCACCUCAAAGACCCCACCUCCACCAGACAGGCGUCAACAGCACGUUCAAGUCCAUGAACACGGCCCUGGAGAGACAGAAGUACGCGUACCGAGGCGGACCUUUCGGGAGACCCCCGCCGUCGGCUCUGCUCGGAGUCAAAUAUUCCUCGUCGCUCUCGCUGGGUCCCGACAUUUGCCGACAGCAGCACGGCGGCUCACCCACGUCCGAUUCCACUCAUGCUCCUUUCAGUCCAGCCGUAGCUCCUCCAAAGUCCUCCCCGGCGCGUCCGCUCGAAGACGUCAAGGUGGAGCUCGUUGAUGAAACCAUCACGGUGGAAAGGGUUGCCCAGAAGGAGAUCACGCCCGGCGUAGCGCGUUACCGCGCCAUCAAGGAGGAGCAUCGUCUGACCACCAUCUCCGAGUCGUCGCUGGCAGAGCUGACCGACGGAGCCAAGGUGACGCUCUCUCGCGAGUCGGACAAGCUGGCGCGUCACGCCAAAACUGAGGACGGACACAAGCCGGAAAAAGCGAAGGAGCACCGCGAGAAGGAGCGACACAAGGACAGAGAGCGGGAGAAGAAGAGGAAACACGGCCACAGCCACAAGCAGGAAGACACAAAGGAGAGGAAGAAGCACCGAGACAAGAGGGAAGAGGCGGUCUUCUCCUCCUCCUCCUCCUCCUCCUCCUCGUCUUCGUCGUCCUCCAGCAGCGGCCGCAGGCGGCACAAGGAGGGCAAGAGCCACAAGGACAAGAAGGACCGGCGAAUCCUCUGCGACCUCAACCUCCAGAGCAAGGAGGGAAAAACUUGCAGACACCACGACUCCGAGAAGAAGAAACGCAAAGACGCGUCCGGCGCCGGCGAGGGCGAGCACACCGAGUGGAGGUCAAAGAAAAGCGAAGAUUCGUCGCCGGACUUGCUAAAGCUGAAGGCUCUGUCGGACGGACCCCCCAAGGAGCUGAAGAUCCGACUCAUCAAAGUGGAGAGCGGCGACCGGGAGACCUUCAUCGCCUCCGAAGUGGAGGACAAGAGGAUUCCCCUGGAGCAGAUAAGCAUCAAGAACACAGCCGCUGAAAUCAUCCGAUCUUGCAAGGGAGCCCGAGUAAAGGGGAAGUUCAGGGAGUCUUUCUUGCUGCCGGCUUUCUCCGUCAAGCCCAUCAUGACCUCGGAGGAGCCCAUUCCCAGAGAGAAACUCAACCCCCCCACACCUAGCAUUUAUCUGGAGAGUAAGAGGGACGCCUUCUCUCCCGUGCUGCUGCAGUUCUGUACAGACCCAAAGAAUCCCGUCACGGUCAUCCGAGGACUGGCCGGAUCUUUACGGAUCAACUUGGGUCUAUUUUCCACCAAGUCUCUGGUGGAAGCCAACGCGGAGCAGGCGGUGGAGGUGCGGACUCAGGUGCAGCAGCCGGCGGAUGAGAACUGGGACCCCAGCGGGACGGGUCAGACGUGGCCAUGCGAGAGCAGCCGCUCGCACACCACCAUCGCUAAGUACGCGCAGUACCAGGCGUCCAGCUUCCAGGAGAGUCUGCAGGAGGAGAAAGGGAGCGAUGAAGAGGAGGACGGCGACGAUGACGAAGAAGACAAGAAGCCGCUCAGCAAUUCGGAAACCCCAAAUAAGGACAACAGCAACGCCAAAGAAACUAGCAGCAGCGGCGAGCAGAAGCCAGUGGGGAAGAUCAUUAAAUUUGGCACCAAUAUUGACCUGUCGGAUCCCAAGAGAUGGAAACCGCAACUGCAAGAGCUCCAAAAGCUGCCUGCCUUCAUGCGCGUGGCAUCCAGCGGCAACAUGCUGAGCCAUGUGGGACACACCAUCCUGGGCAUGAACACCGUCCAGCUCUACAUGAAGGUCCCGGGGAGCCGAACGCCAGGCCACCAAGAGAACAACAACUUUUGCUCGGUGAACAUCAACAUCGGCCCCGGAGACUGCGAGUGGUUUUCCGUGCACGAGAACUACUGGCAGGCCAUCAGUGACUUUUGUGAGAAGCACGGGGUGGACUACCUGACGGGGUCCUGGUGGCCCGUGUUGGAGGACCUCUACAACGCCAACAUCCCAGUGUACCGUUUCAUCCAGAGGCCGGGCGACUUGGUGUGGAUCAACGCCGGGACCGUUCACUGGGUUCAGGCCGUGGGCUGGUGCAACAACAUUGCCUGGAACGUGGGACCUCUGAACGCGUACCAGUACCAGCUGGCCCUGGAAAGGUUCGAGUGGAACGAAGUCAAGAAGGUCAAGUCCAUCGUACCCAUGAUUCACGUGUCGUGGAACGUGGCCCGCACACUCAAAAUCACCGACCCGGACACCUACAAGAUGAUCAGACAUUGUCUGCUGCAGUCCAUGAAGCACAUCCAAAUCCUGCGUGACCAACUGGUGGCUCAAGGCAAGAAGAUCUCCUACCAGGGCCGCGUCAAGGACGAGCCGGCUUACUACUGCAACGAGUGUGACGUGGAAGUGUUCAAUUUGCUGUUUGUGACAAGCGAGAGCAGCAGCAGGAAGACGUAUGUGGUGCACUGUGAGGACUGCGCCCGCGAGCGCACCCCCACCUCAACAACGUGGUGGUGCUGGAGCAGUACUCCUGGAGGAGCCACCGGCACGUACGAUUCCUUCAGCCUGGCCUCCUCUUCCUCCUCGUCAUCGUCGUCACGGUGACAGGAGCCCCCCCCCCCCCCCCCCCCCAGCCGCAACCAAAACUCCUGCGAGUCAGGACAAAAGAGAAAAACACUUUCAAUGUUGAUUCUUGGAGAUCGUCGAAUGGGUUUGUUUACUCCUUUUUUACUGUUUACAAAUCAAGACGCAGCAGUUUACGCCUCUCAGAUGGUGCUUUGAUUCUUUUGCUUCUCUCCUUGUCUUGAAUACAUUUGUACAUGUUGGGUUUGAAAAUAAAAAUAAUUUAUUUGUUUUCUUAAACUAGAUUCACCUAGAUAUAUAUACCACAUUGGCCUUGUCACUUGUAUUUAGGAAAGAAAAUGAAAAAAAAAUACUAAUAAUAGAGAAUAUGGAAGGUUUUUCUCGAAAGCAUUAAGAAUUUUGAAAAGUAAAAUUGCUGACAUACGGGUUUUCAUUAAAAAAAAAAAAGAAAUUAGGGGCGGGGUUUCAUUUUAUUCUUGUGUUCUUCUAUUUUUUAUUUCUAAUGAAUUGUACAUUUAUCGCUCCUGGAAAUGAUGAAUAUUCAAAGUUAGUUUUUUCUUUCUUCUUUUGGUUGGUGCUGACCUACUUGUUUUGUUCCAGUGUGUCCUCUUGAAGAGGGGAAAUUGUACAUUUAAUUUAAAAACAUUCCCUCUAUUUAUUGGAUAACACAGCCUUUUUUACUUCAAAAAACAAAACAGGGCUUUCCGUCAUUUUAAUGCUGUCCUUUGAUGAUGAUGAUGCAGUUUUUUUCUUCCCACUUCCGAUGUGUAUGAAACGAUAUUACGUCACAUUUUUCUGUAGACUAAAGACACUGCUUACGUAGAAUUUGUACGAUCUUUUUUGGGGAACUUUUCAAUGACACUUCAGUGAUCUUUGUUUUGGUUUUUAUUCUACAAUCUGGCAAAGAUGUCAAUGGGCUAGAUGGUGCUAAAAAUUCUCUUUUUGUGUUCUUGAGAAUUCUAUUUUUCCUGUUGCAAUAUUACACUUUUCCUUCUUCUUUGUGCUCAUUAAUUUAUAACUGCACUGUGUAGAAAAUUUGUACACACACACACACACACACACACACACACACAAACACACACACCAAACUGAGCCAGACUUGUCUUAAAACACUUUGUGAACUUGUGUGACAUUAUCAUGACUAUUAAUAAACCGAGACGAAUUGUA